AUCGGUGGAGCUACCCGGAAGCUAAAUCAUGGAAAUCACUUGUUGUUAUUGUUAUCGAGCAGAAAGUAGCUCGUCUACUUGCUAGCUGUAUAUCAUAAUGAUCUUGUCAAGGCGGUUGUUUGUGUUCCAUUCAUUUGAUAAUCUUCUCUUAAAAAUCUAUAUUUUGGAACUGUAACUCAUUGCUUUGAUUUAGUUGUCUGACGUUCUGUCAAGUUCGUCUUGCUAGCUAGUUAGCUAACUUUAGUUCCGAAUGACAGGGACAGUCAUAUUUUCCAGGCUGUAUGAAGGCGUUUGAGAAAACGUUAGAACAACAUGGAUUGCACGGCACUGGAGCACGAUGGAGUUAAAUUUGCUAAAACUGCUGUCAUCUGCGACCAGAAUGGAAAAUACAACGAGGCUGUCUUCUAUUAUAAGGAGGCGGCACAAGCCCUGAUCUACGCCGGCAUGGCAGGGUCUAAACUGGAGGGCAUCCAGGAUAAAGUCAAUGAGUACCUGGACCGGGUUCAGGCCCUGCACAAUGCUGUUCAAGCUCAAAGUAGCGAUCCUCUGAAGAGCAAGCAGCAGGUGGAUCUGGAGCGGGCCCACUUCCUGGUCACCCAGGCCUUUGAGGAGGAUGAGAAGGGCAAUGGGGACGAGGCCAUCGAGCUCUACACACAGGCCGUGGAACUCUGCAUCCAGACGUCUAAUGAUACGACAGACCAGGGGCUGCAGGGCAAACUGAAGCAGCUGGCUCGUCAGGCCCUCGAUAGGGCGGAGGGGCUGAAGGAGUCCCAGUCCGCCAGUCCCUUAGCCCAGUCGCCACAGGACAGGCUGGGGCCCUCAGGGGCCAAACCUAGUGGGGGGCCUUGCCCCGUCAGACAGUCCUUCCCCCUUGGACCUGACUUCUCCCUCCAGAACCGUCCCCAGCCAGUCAGGCCGGUCCAGUCCAGCGAGCCUCAGGGUCAGCGCUACACCUCAGAAGAGAUCGAGGUGCUCAGGAGCACGUCCAAGAUCAACGGCAUACCCUUCGUCCCCUUCAUGAGCGUGGACCUGAAGGAGAGAUUUGCUUUUCCUGUUCCAUUCUCGGACAAACUAGGCAAGCUGGCCCUGUCUCCCAAGCAGAGAACCAUCUUCUCCCACUGGGUUCGCCCUGACGAGAUCUGCAAUAACCCCACCAUGAUCUUAUCUGUAUCCAGCUUCAGCAUCAAACAGACGGUGGUGUCUGACUGCUCGUUCGUAGCGUCGUUAGCCAUCAGCGCUGCCUAUGAGCGACGCUACAACAAGAAGCUCAUCACCAGCAUCAUCUACCCCCAGAACCGGCGCGGGGAGCCACAGUAUAACCCCUGUGGGAAGUACAUGGUGAAGCUUCACAUCAACGGUGUGCCCAGGAAGGUCAUUAUAGAUGACUUCCUGCCAUGUGGUCAGAAUGGAGAGCUGCUGUGUUCCUACUCCAGCAACAGGAACGAGCUGUGGGUCUCCCUCAUAGAGAAGGCCUACAUGAAGGUCAUGGGAGGCUACGACUUCCCCGGCUCCAACUCGAACAUCGAUCUGCACGCGCUCACUGGCUGGAUCCCAGAGCGUAUCGCCAUGCAUUCAGACAAUCAGUCAUUCAUCAAGGACGACACCUUCCGCAUGCUCUACCAGAGGUUUCACCGGGGGGACGUCCUAAUCACCACGGCAACAGGGGUGAUGACAGAGGAGGAGGGCGAGAGGUGGGGCCUUGUGCCAACGCAUGCCUACGCUGUCCUGGAUAUCCGGGAGCACAAAGGGAAGCGGUUCCUGCAGCUGAAGAACCCGUGGAGCCACCUGAGGUGGAAAGGCCGCUUCAGUGAACGGGACGAGCAAAACUGGACCCCAGAACUUCUUAAAUACCUCAACUUUGACCCCAAGACCGCACAGAAGUUUGAUAACGGCGUGUUCUGGAUCACGUUUGAGGACCUGUGCCAGUACUAUGAUGUCAUCUACCUGAGCUGGAGCCCCGCCCUGUUCAGAGAGUCUUCCUGUAUCCACAGUAGCUGGGAUGGGAAGCAGGGCCCGGUGAAGGAUGCCUACAGCCUGGCCAACAACCCUCAGUACCGGCUGGAGGUGACCUGUCCUGCAGGGGGCACCGCUGUCUGGGUGCUGCUGACCAGACACAUCACUGACAAGGAUGACUUUGCACAAAACAGGGAGUUCAUCACCUUGGUGGUUUACAAGACGGAGGGAAAGAAAGUUUACUACCCUGCGGACCCUCCCCCCUACAUAGAUGGGAUCAGGAUCAACAGCCCCCACUACCUGACCAAGAUGAGACUAACCAGCUCUGGAACACACACCUUCACACUGGUGGUGUCACAGUACGAGAAGCAGAACACCAUCAACUACACCCUGAGGGUGUACUCUGGAUGCAAGUUCUCCUUCUCCAAGAUCCCAACGCCCUUCACUCAUACCAAAAGGAUCAAUGGCCAGUGGAAGGGGCCGAGUGCGGGGGGCUGUGGGAACUACAAGGACUCGUACAAGCACAACCCAAUCUACCAGUUUAACCUGGAGCGCCCAGGACCCAUGCUCAUAGAGCUACGAGGCUCCAGGCAGUACAGUGUGGGCUUUGAGAUGGUGACCGUGUCCACUGUAGUAGAGACAGGACCUGCAGGCGUCCCGAAGAAGAACAGUGGAGACUACAGGUGUGGUUUCUGCUACAUGGAGGCAGACCAUGUCCCCGCUGGCAUCUAUAAUGUCAUCCCCACCACCUUCCUGCCCAAACAGGAAGGACCCUUCUUCCUGGACUUCAGCAGCACCAUGCCCCUAAAGGUCUCCCAGCUCCAGUAAGGAGAGGGGGGGAAGGAUUCAGGUGUGACACCAGGAAUAACUUGCUCACAACAUGGACACUCACUGUUCCCUAAACUCUGGGUGGAACUUGUUACAACUGCAGGAGAACCCAAAAGAGACUGAUUUAUUUUAUUAUUAUCAAGGGUAUUUGGAAAGGGACAAGUUUUUGGUAUGGAACCUAGCCCUCUAUGUGCUGAGGGGUGUGCAAGAACAUGUACCAAAAAAUGUAAACUAUCAGAGCUAAUGUUGGAGGUGCUUCCUUCCUCCUUUGCCAUAAUGACAGAUACAGUAAAUGAUGUCACAACAACUAUGGCCCUUCUGAUUUUCAAUGUUCAAUUACUUGGUGCUUGUUGACCGCCAGUCUAGGUACUCAAGAGGCAGUGCUGGUGUUUACCAAGAACGAAGUGUGAUGUUCUCAACUGCAACCGCUACUGUCUUUCCUCAGGAGACGGCACCACGACAGGGAUUUCUCUGUUGCACAGGAAUGAAGACUAAUCUGUGGCAUUUAUAAGGAUGCGUGACACAGGCAUGCAGGACGUGUGUGUGGUUGCAAAAUUCUAGGAACUUUCAAUAAAUUCCCUGGUUUUCCAGAUUCCUGGAAUCCUCCAACUGGGAUUUAGGGAAAACCAAGAAAUUUAUAAGUUCCUGGAAUUUUGCAUGUGUGUGUGUACUCACAUGGAAAACGACAUUUGAAACGUAUCGCCAAUCUUCAGUCUCUUGUUUACGCUUCAGCAAGGACUUGAACACUUCACAGCGGUUUCUCCUUCUCUGUUAACAUUUUGUCAAACAGGCAAGACUGCUAGUGGCUUUGUCAUUUUCUGGACAAUUACUGUAAAGUGUCAAUGCUAUACAGUCUUGUGGACAAGACCCACUUCUCAAACAUACUUUAUUUUUCACAAAGGAAAGCAUGGACUUACUAGAAGAGUCACCUGUACCAUGUAGACUUAUUUUGCAUGAGCAAAAUGGCUGCUCUUUGUCGUUUCAUUCUUCUUUACAUAGAAUUACAUUUCUGUUUUUCUUCCCCCUCCUGUGACUGUUAAAGGGCAACUAUUGCUGCUGUUGCCACUUAUGUCAUAUGCAAUAGUCUUGUAUGAUUUUGCUCAACUUGCACUAAAUGUGGAAUGAUGUAUUCGAA
Messenger RNA from Salmo salar (Atlantic salmon), 3916 nucleotides. Its product is annotated as calpain-7. Gene Ontology annotation, molecular function: calcium-dependent cysteine-type endopeptidase activity. NCBI's taxonomy places the organism in Eukaryota, Metazoa, Chordata, Actinopteri, Salmoniformes, Salmonidae. Gene Ontology annotation, biological process: proteolysis. The record is from RefSeq and is a predicted model, not a curated record.